Messenger RNA from Ostrea edulis (European flat oyster), 2973 nucleotides. RefSeq names its product sodium- and chloride-dependent glycine transporter 1-like. NCBI's taxonomy places the organism in Eukaryota, Metazoa, Mollusca, Bivalvia, Ostreida, Ostreidae. The record is from RefSeq and is a predicted model, not a curated record. The transcript has 13 exons. Gene Ontology annotation, cellular component: membrane. The coding region runs from base 164 to 2152 and encodes 662 amino acids. Gene Ontology annotation, biological process: sodium ion transmembrane transport.
AUUUUUACCCGCAUCGAUUAAAGGUUGGUACAAUAUAUGGGGGAAAAAAAACACGUGUGACUCAGUCGGUGUGUUAUGACGUAGAGGAAAAUUUCCAAGAAUGAAAGAUCGAUUUCACUAAACCUGUAGCCAGCGAGCGGGAAGGAGCACUUGCGCUAACAAGAUGAAUAAAACUGAGAAAAAUGCCGAAUUUACAGUUGACGAGGAAUAUUUAAGGCAGAAGGAGAAAGCCUUGGUUGACAGUGAGUCUUCAUCUCCUGGCAGCAGUCAGAGCAGCCUAGAUAGUGGGGAUGAAAAUGUCGGACGAGGAAACUGGUCGGGCCGGCUAGACUUCCUGUUGUCCUGUGUAGGAUUUGCUGUGGGACUGGGGAAUAUAUGGAGGUUUCCUUAUUUGUGUUAUCAGAGUGGAGGAGGGGCAUUUUUAAUUCCAUAUGUGAUUUUCCUGAUCUUGUGCGGGAUACCAUUAUUUUUCCUGGAGGUCAGUUACGGCCAGUUUGCCAGCCUGAGCCCCAUCACAGUGUGGAAAAUUUCCCCACUCUUUAAAGGUGUGGGAUAUGGUAUGGUCAUCAUAUCGGGGAUUGUAUGCGUGUACUACAACAUAAUCAUCACGUGGACAAUCUAUUUCCUGUAUUACUCCUUCAGAGCAGUCCUGCCCUGGAGUACGUGUGACAAUUCAUGGAACACGGAGAAAUGUUACGUCCGCGGCGAAAGUGAUCUGACCAAUGGAACGAAUGGAUACAAUGUCUCCAAUGUAAACACAACAAACCUCUUCAAUUCUUCAGACGUAGCAGUGACUUUUGCCGACUUGACAAGCAAUGUGUCGAAAUUGAAUACAUCAGACAGGGUCACAGCCAGUGAAGAGUUCUGGCAGAAUGAAGUUUUGCAAAUCACGGACGGAAUUGAGGACUUGGGUGUCAUUCGUUGGGAGCUCCUCAUCUGUCUGGCAGUGGCAUGGAUCAUCGUUUUCCUGUGCCUGUGUAAGGGAAUUAAAUCAUCUGGAAGGGUAGUGUAUGUGACAGCCACCUUUCCCUAUCUGGUUCUGACCAUUCUGUUUAUCCGAGGGGUCACACUUCCUGGUGCCGGAGCCGGAAUAUACUUCUAUCUCGUCCCAGAGUGGGAGAAACUUCUGACAUUCAAGGUGUGGGGAGAUGCUGCAGUGCAGAUCUUCUACUCAGUGGGUAUGGCCUGGGGAGGACUCAUCACAAUGGCCAGCUACAAUAAGUUUAACAACAACUGUUACCGUGAUGCCAUGAUUGUACCUCUUAUCAACUGUGGAACCAGCGUGUUUGCGGGGCUAGUCAUUUUCUCUAUCCUAGGAUUCAUGUCGCAUGAGACGGGUGUCGACAUCACAAAAGUUGUUACACAAGGACCGGGUUUGACAUUUGUUGCAUACCCAGAGGCCGUAUCUAAACUUCCGAUUUCCCCCCUGUGGGCAGUUCUGUUUUUCCUCAUGUUGUUCACAAUUGGUUUGGACAGCCAGUUUGGAAUGUUUGAAACCAUGACCAGUGCCUUUAUUGACGAGUUUCCGACUCUGUUGAGGAAGAGGAAGGUUCUGUUUACUGCCAUGUUCUGCUUCGUCGAAUUCCUCCUGGGCAUUCCAUGUAUCUUGCAGGGAGGGAUCUAUGUGCUCCAGAUCAUGGAUUGGUACUGUGCCACAUUCUCUCUGAUGUUGUUGUCGUUUACCGAGUGUGUGGUCAUUGGCUGGAUCUAUGGUGCGGACAGGUUUUACAAGGACAUUGAACUGAUGAUUGGCUAUCAGCCGGGAGUGUGGUGGAAGAUUUGCUGGAAGUUUAUCACACCUAUUACCAUCAUUUUUAUAUGGCUGUUCAGUGUGACCCAGCUAAGCCCAGUGACUUACGGAGAUUACGAGUACCCAGAUGGCGCCAUUGUGUUCGGUUGGAUGCUCGGCCUUGUGUCCCUCUUGCCUGUGCCAGUGUGUGCUCUGAUCGCCAUUCUAGGGGAACAAGGAAGUCUGAUUGAGCGAAUCAAGAAGUUGGUCCACCACUCUGAUGACUGGGGUCCAGCGGUGGAGAAACACCGAGCGCGAUACCUACAAUCACUAGAGGACUCCUCCCCCCACGUCUACUUAGACUCUGUAGUUUGUACACCGCUAGUCGAGUCAAAAGACAGUGCUGCAAGUCAACAAUGUUAGAUGUUAGUCUUGUGUGAAUUUGUAGGAUUUCUUGAAGAUGAGUGUGAUUAAAAAAAAAAGUGUGGACAAGCGGCUCCGGUUUCAAUGUGGUGGGAUUGAUUCUUGCCAGGGCACAUGUAAAUGUGUCACUAAUCUAGAAUCUCCAAUACACAAUGCCAUUGAGAUCCUGAGGGACCAAAGAGUGUGUUUUAGCACUGGAUGCUUAGAAGACUGAACACUUUGUGUCAGUUGAUCUCGCUUACCUACAGAACUAAACAGUAUGAUACUGUGCAACACAAAUGAUGUAUGCAUGUUAAAAGCACCAGAUUUUUAGAAAGGGAGGGGGGGUUGUAUAUCUGAAUAAAAGAUCUUAGAUGGAUGAUGGUUGAAGUGGAUUAAUGGUGCUUUUAUUGACACACCAGAUAAUACUCUACUUGCCAAAUUCAUAGAUGGAGGAGGCAUAUUUUUAUAUUAAAAGGCAAUAUUUUAAUGGUUAUUCCGAUUCUACAUCCACUCUUUUGGAGAUGAAAACAAUGUUUCAGACUACAAAGUUUUCUACUGGUUGCAAUAUUUAUUGUUUUUAUUAAAUUAAUUGUAAUCUGACCUUGUAUUUGAAUAAUUGUGAAAAAAAAAUAGUUUCAUAAACAUUUGUUGUCUUCAAAGUUGAAUAUUUUUUUUUGGCCCUUUUUAUUCAGUGUACUGUGUUUUAAAAAUUUGAUCUAUUUAUUUUAUUUUUUUACUUGUGUCUGUAUAGAGUUAAAGUCUAGGAUAAAAAAUUUAUUGAUCAGUGGAAGUAUUGUACUUGUAUCUGAAGUUGUUUUGAAUAAACCAUGAGGAAAUAA